ACGGACCAGCCCGCAUGAGUAAAGGAAGUUUAGAAAUCGCCAAGCAAGCAAACUUAAUAAUUCAGCCUGUUCGUCCUAGUUUAGACGACUUAAAUCCAGCAAUUAGGGAAUUCAAUGGUUUAUUCAAAUCCGGAAUUCCCAAAAAUAAAUUAGCCUUUGUCAUAAAUGCGGUUAGUUCCGAAGCCGAGGAAAAAGCCACGAGGAACUAUUUACAAAAAGCGGGUUAUUUUGUUUUUGCUAAUUCUUUAUCAGAAAAAAUAAGUUAUCGCGAAGCCCAAAAUGAGGGAAAGUCCAUCAGUGAGGUAAAAUACCCAAGAUUAAGAGAACAAGCCAAAGAGUUAGUAAAAAAUAUAAUAAAGAAAAUAGGAACUAUGUAG
Molecule: messenger RNA, 377 nt
Organism: Entrophospora sp. SA101
Lineage: Eukaryota; Fungi; Glomeromycota; Glomeromycetes; Entrophosporales; Entrophosporaceae
Source: the annotation of a GenBank genome assembly